Ostertagia ostertagi is the source of this 405-nucleotide messenger RNA. The record is from the annotation of a GenBank genome assembly. Lineage: Eukaryota; Metazoa; Nematoda; Chromadorea; Rhabditida; Trichostrongylidae.
AUGGCACCAGUUCCAACAGCAUCAUUCGACUCCACCCCUUUCGUGGACAGUCUGCAGCGGCCGCUCAUCAUGCUAGCCGUCAUCCCGUUCGUCUAUGUUGGAUACAGAAUCUGCAGGACGAUCGCGGCCCUGGUCAAGGCGAUUUUCAUCUACGUGAUUAGCGCCGUUGUUCUACAAGCCCAACCUUGUCCAAUACGUGAAUCGAUGGACAGUGGUGACUGGAGGAACCGAUGGCAUUGGAAAAGCGUAUACGAUCGAGUUGGCAAAGAGAGGAUUGAGCAAAUUUGUGCUCAUCGGACGAAAUCAGACAAAACUGAGCGAUAUGAAAACACUUCUAGGGAACACGUUUGUGAUAGCAGAAAAAGCGCAAGUUAUCCGGUACACGUGAAUUCUCCUAAGAUGUAG